Fusarium verticillioides 7600 is the source of this 772-nucleotide messenger RNA. RefSeq lists its product as hypothetical. Bases 63 to 701 code for a protein of 212 amino acids. NCBI's taxonomy places the organism in Eukaryota, Fungi, Ascomycota, Sordariomycetes, Hypocreales, Nectriaceae. The record is from RefSeq and is a predicted model, not a curated record. The transcript is spliced from 3 exons.
CUUAGAUCAGAACAGCACAACACCCAACUUGCUCUCAUUCUAGAGUCUGUAUAUCAAGAACCAUGUUUAGCGCCAGAUCUGCCUUUCCCUUUGGGACAAGACUGCCCUAUUGGACUCUUCCAAAACGAGCUACACUAUGCAACUUUCAGUCACUGGCUUCAGCUCCUUGCAAACGGGGCAUAUCCUUGCAGCCAUCGAAACCUCUACGAGUGAAAAACGACCCAUGGCGGCAAGAUCGGUUUAUCGAAAAUGACAAACUUACGCAGCUUCGACUCCGACGAGGGUUGGGAAUAACAUUUAUUCCAGCUAGUGAUAAAUUGCUUGCCCAACAAUGCCGAGAAGAGCAAAUAAAGCGGGGUCAUUAUCCGCGCGAUAUUCCGGGGAAGGGAAGAUCAGAGGCUGGAUUUUACGUCUCAUCUGCUGUCGCUGAUUUAUUCAUAAAGAAAACACCAAGCGAGGUUGCGAAGGAGCAGUGGUUCUUCAAGGUAAAUAAGAAAUAUUACUGCAUGGAACCUGUAUAUAUCGAGCAAAUGUAUCGUUUCUAUGGAGAGGGGGAUAUGGAGCCCCAGGGAGAUAUAGACUUGCUGGUGGAAAAGUAUAUAAAUGAAUAUCUGAAGAAAAAGGACAAGGACUUUCGAGGGAGGACAACACAAGAGAUUAUAGAACUGUUCCGGGGGCCCCAAACAAUGGAGAUAGCCUGAUUAAGUAUUUAACUCUAGCUACCUCAAACCAGGCUCUUAUCAAUAAGAUAUAAGUAUAACAGAGAGUGGAU